Messenger RNA from Talaromyces stipitatus ATCC 10500, 501 nucleotides. RefSeq lists its product as uncharacterized. Bases 1 to 501 code for a protein of 166 amino acids. The record is from RefSeq and is a predicted model, not a curated record. NCBI's taxonomy places the organism in Eukaryota, Fungi, Ascomycota, Eurotiomycetes, Eurotiales, Trichocomaceae. The transcript has 2 exons.
AUGACCGCCUCACUCCUCACCCUAGAUGUCAAGGGCGCUUUUGAUGCCAUGCUUCCAGGCAGACUGAUCCGCAGAUUACGUGAGCAGGGCUGGCCUACGAAUCUCGUUCUCUGGAUUGCCUCCUUCGCCACUGGACGAUCAGUCCAGAUCCGACUCAAUGGAGAGAUCAGCCCCUCAACAGAGAUUGCCUGCGGUCUUCCACAAGGAUCCCCAGGAGCUGCAGAGGGCAUCACAUUUGCGCCAGAUAAAUACAAGCUUCUUCACUUCUCCCGACAUAAAGUAGACCAGGACCCAACCUACACACCCUCAGUGAAAGCUGGAUCUAUUACAAUAUCAGAAAAUACUAAACGGCUAUAUCUACGUUGGCUAGGAAUCCUCUUUGACAAAAAGCUAACGUUUAAAUGGCAUGUUGGUGAAACAGCAUCUAAAGGCCUCACUGUGGCUAAUGCCCUUCGCUCUCUAGGGAAUACUAUCCGAGGAGUCAAACCUCAUUUACUAUAG